This is a messenger RNA of Episyrphus balteatus (marmalade hoverfly), 1038 nucleotides long. RefSeq names its product haloacid dehalogenase-like hydrolase domain-containing protein 2. The coding region runs from base 18 to 896 and encodes 292 amino acids. The transcript is spliced from 4 exons. Gene Ontology annotation, biological process: dephosphorylation. Lineage: Eukaryota; Metazoa; Arthropoda; Insecta; Diptera; Syrphidae. The record is from RefSeq and is a predicted model, not a curated record. Gene Ontology annotation, molecular function: phosphatase activity.
AGAGGAAAACAACUGUCAUGUUAAAAGUCGCAAGGUCGUUGUCGUUAUCAUCUACUGGAGCAUCUCUUCCAAAAUUACAAUUAUUUUUGAUUCCAUUUCAAAGAUCAUUUAUUGCAUCCAAAACAAUUAAAAAAAUGCCAAUUAAAGCUGCUCUAAUUGAUCUAAGUGGCACAAUGCAUGUUGAAGAUGAUCCAACACCAAAUGCCAUUGAAGCAUUAAAAAGACUUCGAAAGACCGGAAUUCAUAUAAAAUUCGUCACCAAUACAACUAAAGAAUCUGGUGAAACUCUAUACAAUCGUUUGGCCAAAAUGGGCUUUGAACUUGAUAAACAAGAAAUCUAUAGUUCAUUAAGUGCCACAGCAAAUUAUGUUAAGACCAAGAAUCUGAAUCCUUUCUAUCUUGUUAGUGCUGAUGCUAGAAAAGAUUUCCCACCAGAAAGUAGUCAGAAUUAUGAUGCUGUCGUUGUAGGAUUGGCACCAAAUGAAUUCCAUUAUGAGAAUAUGAAUAAAGCAUUUAGAAUUUUGAUGGACAACAAAAACAGCCAACUAAUUGCUGUUCAUCAAGGAAAAUAUUAUAAACGAGGUGAUGGCUUAGCUCUUGGUCCAGGUUGCUUUGUCAAAGGUCUCGAAUAUGCAGCUUCCGUUAAUGCAAUUCUCAUUGGCAAACCAAAUCAAUAUUUCUUUGAAAGUGCAAUACCAGAUGGGGUCAAGGCUGACGAAUGCGUCAUGAUUGGUGAUGAUCCCAAUGACGAUUGUAAAGGCUCUCUCGCAGUUGGAAUGAAGGCAAUUCUCGUCAAAACUGGAAAAUAUCUACCCGACAUCGUUGUUGACCCACCUCCAACCUUGUUGGCUGAGAAUUUCGCUGAAGCUGUUCAAUGGAUUGAACAAAAUAAAUAAAAAGUCUCUUAACUGAAGUAUAAAUAGUUAAAAAAGAAAAGCCUUUAACAAUUUUUAUUCAUUAAAAAAAGCUUGCUGUGUGUAUAUAAAUUUUUGAGAAAAAAAGAAAUAAAAUGCGAUAUAAUAUAUUUUUUGAACUUAA